AGUAGCUAAUAAAGCUAAUAUGGCAAAGGCUUUCUUCUUCUUCUUCUCAUUGCUGCUUCUUCAAACACUACUCAUCAUGAUCAUUGCAACAAGCCAUGUUCAUGCAAUGUUUCAACUAAAAGAAGCAACCAUCGACGAAAUUCAAAGCGCUUUUGCGCGAAACGAAAUCACAUCAAAGCAUCUAGUUAAGUUGUAUAAAGAUGAGAUCUUUAAAAGAAACCCUAUCCUUCGUGGCGUCUCGGAUCUAAAUCCGGACGCAGAAUUUGAGGCUGAGAAAGCCGACCAAGAGCGGUUGGCGGGGAAAAGAGGGACAAAGUUGAGUGGAAUACCGGUGUUGGUAAAGGACAACAUUGAUUUCAAAAAGAAGAAGAUGAGUACGACGGCCGGUUCGUAUGCGCUUGUUGGGUCGGUGGUGGCGGAGGACGCUUUUGUGGUGAAGAAGUUGAGGGAGGCUGGGGCCAUCAUUCUUGGCAAAGCCACCUUGAAGCAGUGGAAUGGUUUUAGGUCUUACAAUAUGCCUGGUGGUUGGUCUUCCUAUGGUGGCCAAGGCAAGAACCCUUAUAACCUGAGCAAUGAAGUGUGCGGAUCAAGCAGUGGAUCAGCAAUAUCAAUGGCAGCAAACUUUGCAACGGUGUCAUUAGGGACUGAAACCGAUGGCUCAAUAAUUUGUCCUGCAGCAUACAACUCAAUCGUUGGAAUCAAACCCACCGUUAACCUCACUAGCAGAUCCGGCGUGAUCCCUAUUUCUCUAAGACAAGAUUCCGUUGGGCCUAUGGCUAGAACGGUAGAAGAUGCAGUUUAUGUUCUUGACGUAAUUGUAGGGAAAGAUGAGAAAGAUGAAGGAACUGUGAAUGCCUCUAAACACAUUCCAGAGGGUGGCUAUGCUCAAUAUCUGAAUCCUCGUGGUCUACAAGGAAAAAGACUUGGAAUCUUGAGAUACCCUGAUUCUUUUAAUAUUUUUCCUGAAAAUUCUGUUGAGAAUGCUACAUAUCAACAACUCUUCCAAAUAAUGAGGGAUCAAGGUGCGACACUUGUGGAUGACAUAGUAAUUGAGAAUACUGAAGAAAUUUAUGAGAAUGAAAUGAUAGCAUUGUUAGCCGAGCUCAAGAGAGACUUGAAUUCUUAUCUGGCAAACCUCGUGUCUUCACCUAUGCGAUCCCUCACAGAUCUCAUCAUCUUCAACUAUAAACACUACGUCCUUGAGAAAAUCAUUGAAUAUCCACAAGACAUGUUUCUAGAUGCAAACAAGUUCGAUGGAAUAAGCAAAGAAGUUCAAGAAGCAAUAUCAAAUCUAGAAACACUUUCCGAAAAUGGGUUUGAGAAGAUGAUGAAGGAGAAGAAGCUUGAUGCAUUAAUAUAUGUGGGACAAAAAUUGGUUCCAUUUUUAGCGGUUGGUGGUUACCCAGCAAUAACAGUGCCUGGUGGAUACAACAAUGAGAAUAUGCCAUUGGGCGUUUCCUUUGGAGGAUUAAAGUAUUCAGAACCAACUCUGAUUGAAAUUGCUUAUUCUUUUGAACAAGCUACCAAGAAACGCAGGCCUCCUCCUGAUGAUGUAAUCAUACUGCAAGUACCACAAGGCAGGAGCAGCCGAGCACCUCGAUUUAAUAAAUAUUAAUAAGAUAAAUAUGUCCUAAAAGAUUUGGGAUCCACUUAUAGAUUUUUAUGGUAAAAAAAUAUAAGGUAAUUAAGUUUUUAAGAAAAAUUUGCGACUACUUAUAAGUCUUGAGAAAAAAAAAUGUCAUGUUCGUUUCUGAAAAAUUAUAGCAUUGAACUAACAGUUUUUUUUUUUCGAAAUAAAACUUUGUUCAGUGUUAUAAAUUUUAAAGAUUUAUUUUUUUUCUCAAAGACUUAUAAGUUUAUUACAAAAUUUUCUUAAGAGACUUAUUACCUAAUAUAUUUUUUUUUAUAAAUUAAACGCAAAAUCUUUUAGGACUUAUUUAUGCUAUUACUCUAUAAUAAAUUUGUGUGAAUUGAAUAAAUUGGCGAAUUAGUUAUAAUUGUUGUUUAAUAUAAUGGUAUUCACACAUUAGGUGAUGAGUACAAAGUGUUCUGAGUGAUGUGGCUUUGUCAUCCCCCUUAUGAGAUGAAAGCAAUGAAAUAAGUAGCAUCUUGGUGCUGUCAAUGUGUAAGUUUAAUUAGUUUAUUGUUUCAAGUUUUCUGAUGUAAGCACAUGAUUUAUGUCAUAAAUUCACAAUAUUUUAAUGAAAAA
Molecule: messenger RNA, 2209 nt
Organism: Arachis stenosperma
Lineage: Eukaryota; Viridiplantae; Streptophyta; Magnoliopsida; Fabales; Fabaceae
Product: probable amidase At4g34880
Exons: 5
Coding region: 20-1615 (531 amino acids)
Source: RefSeq, a predicted model, not a curated record